Molecule: messenger RNA, 2215 nt
Organism: Scleropages formosus (Asian bonytongue)
Lineage: Eukaryota; Metazoa; Chordata; Actinopteri; Osteoglossiformes; Osteoglossidae
Gene: apmap
Product: adipocyte plasma membrane associated protein
Exons: 9
Coding region: 521-1774 (417 amino acids)
Cellular component (GO): endomembrane system
Molecular function (GO): arylesterase activity
Source: RefSeq, a predicted model, not a curated record
GGUGAGCACGGUUGGAUAGUAAAGUGGAAUAGAUACGAGUGCAAAGCCAGCUGGGAAACCUCAGAUGAGGUGCAGGUCUAUGAGGAAAAAGGGGUUUUCAAACUGAAAGCAUUUUCUCCUCGUGUUUGCGCCCAUGAUUUUCGCUGCGUAGCGGUGUUCUAAUAGGUUCUUCAAUAACAAAGACGGAAAAGCGUCCACGCGCUUCGCCUUAACCAAACCCCCGCAAUACCUUUCCGGAAAUGCUCUCUACUCCAGUUUCCGUCGUGCGAGUGUUAGUCCUCCGAACACUAGGGGGCAGCGUAGGUCUCUAUGCGUCUCUGUUCUAGUCAAACAUUACGAGGAGCGCGCGUGCGGUGCUCGGCCGUUACAAGGCUGCGCUGUGUGACAGGGAACGGUCGAGAGGCUCGUGCGGUGACCUGCGGCGCUCAGCCCGACUCCCUCCCGCUCCGCUCCACUCGGCCGCAUGUAGCUAGCCUCUGACACCCGGGCGCUCGCCGAGGACUUGUCCGCUGCAGGAAUCAUGAACGAGAACGACGGACUGCGCUUCAGGAGGCUCAACAACAGACCGCAGGUCAUCACGGACGAGUCGCAGGAGCGCCGCCGCGGCAAAGGCUCCAGCACGUACAGUGGCCGGGUUUUCCGGAUAACCCUUUUAUCACUGGGAGCCUUCCUCCUGCUUCCUGUGCUGGGCAUCAUCUUCCUGCUGGAGUCGCCCAUCCAGCCGGAGGUGUUCAGCCUUGGUGAACCGCCUCUCAUGUCAGGCUGCUUUGAGCCCAACUUCAAGCUGAGGCAAGCCGAAAGACUGUUCGAAGACCAGCUACUGGGACCGGAGUCCAUCGCCAACAUCGGAGAUGUGUUCUAUACAGGCACAGCCGAUGGCAAGGUAGUGAAGAUUCAGGACAGGAGGAUUCAUGUCCUGGCUACCCUGGGAAAGCCACCCUGUGGUUCCUAUGAUGAGGAGCCAACCUGUGGCCGCCCCCUUGGGAUCCGCGUGGGAACUAAUGGCACCCUGUUUGUAGCAGACGCCUACCUCGGCCUUUUUGAAGUUAAUCCAAUCACAGGGGAGGUGAAUACCUUGGUAUCAACUGGGCAGGUGGUGGAGGGCCGAAAACUGUCCUUCGUGAACGACCUGGAUGUGACGCAGGAUGGCAAGAAGGUGUACUUCACCGACUCCAGCAGCAAGUGGCAGCGGCGGGACUUCCUUCACCUUGUUAUGGAGGCCACUGCAGACGGACGUGUCUUGGAAUAUGACACGGUGACCAGGGAGGUGACUGUCCUGAUGGAUGGAUUGCGCUUUCCCAAUGGGAUUCAGCUGUGCCCUGAUGAGGAGUCUGUUCUAGUGGCAGAGACCACCAUGGCCAGGAUACGGAGGGUCCAUGUGUCAGGUCUCAACAAAGGAGGCAUGGAAACUUUUGUGGACAACCUUCCCGGUUUCCCUGACAACAUCCGCCGCAGCAGCUCAGGUGGUUAUUGGUUGGCCAUGUCAGCUGUACGUCCCAACCCAGGCUUCUCGAUGCUGGACUUCCUGUCACAGAAGCCCUGGAUCAAGAAGCUGAUCUUCAAGCUCUUCAGCCAGGAUGUCCUGCUGAAGCUGGUGCCCCGCUAUAGCCUGGUGUUGGAGCUCUCUGAGGGAGGGGCCUGUCAGCGGAGCUUGCAUGACCCUCAUGGGGCUGUGGCUGCCUACGUCAGUGAAGCCCAUGAGUACGAUGGACACCUCUACCUGGGCUCCUUCCGUUCCCCCUACCUGUGUAAACUGGACCUCAGUAAAGUGUGAGUCAUGUCACCCAUACCCCAGUCCUCUAGGCCUGUUACCCCCCAGUAACCAACCCCAAUGCAGAAUGUUGGGUCUUGACCCUCCCAACACCGCCCCGUGAUGAGCUUUCAUUCCCUGCGGAUUGACUUUAGCUGGUAGCGCUUCCUUUUCCAUGUGGUGUGAGGUGACUCAGCCAAGGCUACAGCAAGUGUUUCAGCUUGAAUAUCAUUUUCAUCUUACCACACACCACUUAUUUUUCUUCCAUCUGUAAAACUUGGCCCUUGUUUUUCCAUUAGUUACAGAUCUUUCCACCCUCUGUUUGUGGGUCACACCUUCUUAUAUUGAACCAAAAAAAAAGUCAAGCAUUGCCUGCUGUACCAUUCACUUAAACUGUCACCAUUUUUUGUCAAAUAAGUUGUAUUGAAUUGUUAAUUUGAAUUACAGAUGUAUUUUAUAAACUGU